Suricata suricatta (meerkat) is the source of this 2215-nucleotide messenger RNA. It is a transcript of the gene CHMP1A, whose product is annotated as charged multivesicular body protein 1A. The coding region runs from base 234 to 824 and encodes 196 amino acids. The transcript is spliced from 7 exons. Gene Ontology annotation, cellular component: ESCRT III complex; multivesicular body. The record is from RefSeq and is a predicted model, not a curated record. Gene Ontology annotation, biological process: endosome transport via multivesicular body sorting pathway; late endosome to vacuole transport; protein transport. NCBI's taxonomy places the organism in Eukaryota, Metazoa, Chordata, Mammalia, Carnivora, Herpestidae.
CACUCAGCCCCGCCGCGGGCGUGCCUCACAGACGCCGGCGGACCGAGCCGCGCCGGUCACCACGGCGACGCCGCGCCGCUCGAGGCACUGGCGGCGUGCUCUCGCGAGAGCUGCCGCUCGCCGGAAAUGGGAGGCGACCCCGGAAGUUCCUGCGCGACGCAGCUGUGCGAUCGACUCGGCCCCUGGGCUCCAGUCCGUCCGUUCCCGAGAGGGUUACCCCUGCCGGACCUGCCAUGGACGAUACGCUGUUCCAGUUGAAGUUCACGGCAAAGCAGCUGGAGAAGCUGGCCAAGAAGGCAGAGAAGGACUCCAAGGCGGAACAGGCCAAAGUGAAGAAGGCCCUUCAGCAGAAGAACGUGGAGUGUGCCCGCGUGUAUGCCGAGAACGCAAUCCGCAAGAAGAAUGAGGGUGUGAACUGGCUCCGCAUGGCAUCCCGCGUGGACGCUGUGGCCUCUAAGGUGCAGACGGCCGUGACCAUGAAGGGGGUGACCAAGAACAUGGCACAGGUGACCAAAGCCCUGGACAGGGCACUGAGCACCAUGGACUUGCAGAAGGUUUCUGCGGUGAUGGACAGGUUCGAGCAGCAGGUGCAGAAUCUGGAUGUGCACACAUCGGUGAUGGAGGACUCCAUGAGCUCGGCCACCACGCUGACCACGCCCCAGGAGCAGGUGGACAGCCUCAUCGUGCAGAUCGCCGAGGAGAACGGCCUGGAGGUCCUGGACCAGCUCAGCCAGCUGCCCGAGGGCGCCUCCGCCGUGGGCGAGAGUUCUGUGCGCAGCCAGGAGGACCAGCUGUCCCGGAGGUUGGCCGCCUUGAGAAACUAGCUGAGCCCCCGCUGCGGGGCGCUGCGUCCCCCACCUCGACGUGUGGGAAGGGCCAGGGACGAGGGCUCCAGCUCCCCCUACCCAUGCCUCUCGCCUUCCUGCACGCCCUGUGCGGCCCUGACCUCCAGGCCUGGGAGUUGUCCCUCUUAGCAUAGAUUGUGGCUCUGUGUCCUGGUGGGUGAGUUUGCACAAACUUCUGACUUCUGUGGGUUAUUUCUGUGACUCUGGGCUGACCAGCUUGGGUUUCUACAGGCCCCCCCGCUCCAUCCCCUACCUUCUGCGGAGUUGAUGGAGACUGGCCAGUGGACCGUGGGGGCCCCCAGACUCCAUGCUGCUCACGGACCGCCAGUGGGGGUCAGCCUGCUUCCAGCUUCAGGCUGGCGGCCGAGCCCCCACUCAUGAUCCCUGGUAAAGGUUCCAGGCCUCGAGUCCAGGCGCCCCCCCCCCCCCCCCGCCCCAGGGAGUCUGCGUCCUCCUUCACUGCUGCCUCUGGAGGGCCUGGGGCUCUGGGGGCUGUGCCAUGGGCCCUCCAGGAACUCAGGGUCUGCACCGAGGCCCCUCAUAGCAAGGAGCAGGCGGUCUCCCACUCCUGGCCAGGUGCUGCCCCUGCGCUGUGUUGUCCUGUACUGUAAAUAACAGGCACCUUCCCGUGACCGGUCUCUCCUCCUGCUCCCACCGCCGGACCUGGAAGCCAGAGUGGCCGGAGCUCGGGAGCUCGGAGAGGCGCCCCCGGCAGGGCCAGCCUUGGAGGAGCCAUGGCAGCCACAGCCGGGCAGCUGGGGGCAGCCCCCCUUCCUCCGAGGAUUAUCUGUGUCAGGCUGCAGUUUCUAGUUUUUCCGUUUCCUGCAGUUUACUUUGUUUCCUUGAAGCUUUGUGGGUUUUUUGUUUUUUUGCCAAACUAGAAGGAGCAGACAGCAGGCGGGGGGCAUUGGGUCCAAGCCCCCUUCUUGGCGUGAGCUCAAGGGGGACUUCGUGGUUGGCGCUGAGCUCCGUGCUCGGCUGCCCGCCCGACCAGUCCCCCACAGAUGCCCCCCGCUGCCCGGGCCUUCCUCACGCCCAGUGCUCUUGUGGACGGAACGUCAGAGACUCGCCACGUCCGAUUCUCCUGGGCCUGGUGGGUGUUCUGUGAAGUCUGCUGUGUUGGCCUGGACACUCUGGACGGCGGUGUGAGACCCCAGGGUGCCGUCUGGCUUCCCUUCCGCAGUGCCAACCUCGCCUUACUCCCUGGCUGUGGUCUCUUGGGGCGCCCACGUGCAGGAGCGCAGAGAAGGUCCUGAGCAUCUGGGCGCGGGGGGUGCAGGGCUCCCCGCUGUAGCCCCUCAAAGAACAGCGGGCAUGUUUGCCCAUUUUCCUAAAACACUGUUGUGAGUAAACAGAUUGAUCCCUGAGAA